Scophthalmus maximus (turbot) is the source of this 2425-nucleotide messenger RNA. RefSeq names its product zona pellucida sperm-binding protein 3-like. Gene Ontology annotation, cellular component: extracellular matrix. Lineage: Eukaryota; Metazoa; Chordata; Actinopteri; Pleuronectiformes; Scophthalmidae. The record is from RefSeq and is a predicted model, not a curated record. Bases 650 to 2398 code for a protein of 582 amino acids. The transcript is spliced from 12 exons. Gene Ontology annotation, molecular function: acrosin binding. Gene Ontology annotation, biological process: positive regulation of acrosome reaction; egg coat formation; binding of sperm to zona pellucida.
UGACAUUUGUGAAGUCUCACAGAAGAUGCUCGUAAAUUUUCAGGGGGAGUUUUUUUUUUUACGAGCGACUCCAGCCGAACCCUGCCGACUUGUUGACCACCGCCGGCCUUGACGUUGGAGACCACGCAGCUCGCAAAGACCCCUGAGGGCUGCUGAUUGAUUUGUCUCGUGAGGGCAGUGAAGGAGCGUUCACUCUCUGGCCUGGGCUAGUGUCUGUUUAUAAAAGUCUUUUUGCAUUACCAUCAUGACAAGUGGAGGUUUGACAGAUGGCAGGGUUUGACUUUUAAAUAUUUAAGGAAUGUUUCUCUCUCUCUCUCUCUCUCUCUCUCUCUCUCCUUCCAUUGUUUCCCACAGUAGAAGAAUGCACAUGGUUAUUCAGAUUGAAUUAGAUUAAUUCCUUUGUGACAUUAGUCUUUGCCGAGUUAAAGGUUAUAAAGGCCGACGUCUAAUCUUCAGUUCUGUCUGGUGAAAAAAAAAAAAGGAGGAAAGGAAAGUUACAAAGAUUGAAUCCUUCAGGCUGGAGUCCAAUCGAGUCAUUAGUUGAAGGUGGAGCCAAGGAGCCAUUCCUUGGAUUCAGCCAAAAGACCCAAAAAAAGCCGCAGCUCUCCCUGCGAACAGCGACAGCUCUGGUUUGGUGUGACGAGUUGCAAUGGGGCUCAGGGAAGCAGUUUGGCUGGGACUUGUGCUUCUCUCCUCAUGUGGAAACCUUUGUGUCGCCUCGCACAAGUGGCCCAACAUCAGCACCAAUGAGACUCUGAGCCAGGUGCCGCAGGAGGAAGUGACGGCGGCGGCGGCGAGCUCGCCGCUGCCGAGGGCGACAGACCGCCGGGCUAACCGCACGGAGGGCCAGCCGGCGCGCUCCCCCGUCACCUACCGCCUCAAGACCUACCAGCUCAGGAGCCCGGCUGUCGGGCAAAAACAAAAAACUAUUCCAAACCCCCAGGAGAUGCAGGCCGGAAGGCUGACCUCAGAGCAGCUGGAGCUGGGGGGAACCGUCCACACGCAGGAGCCGUGGAAACCGGCAGCGAGAGGCCCGGACCUGAACCCAGCUGUCAGGCAGCAACCAAAAGUGAAGGUGGAGCAGCGUGUGCCUGUGCCAGCUCACAGCGUGGCAGUGCGCUGCGGCGAAAGAGAGGUCACCGUGGAGGUCAGGAAGAACUUCCUAGGCAACGGUCAGUUGAUCCGACCAAGUGAUCUGACCUUAGGAGGCUGCGCCGCGUCAGCCGCCGCCGCCGCCACCGCCGCCACCGCCGCCACCGCCCACGUCCUGCUCUUCCAGACGGAAUUACAGAGCUGCGGCAGCACCGUGAAGAUGACCGGAGGAGCCCUCGUCUACUCCUUUUCCCUCGUGUACUCUCCAACACCCAUCGGCAACACCUUUAUUGUAAAGACCAACCCCGCCGAGGUGGCGAUCGAAUGCCACUAUCAAAGGAGGCAUUUCGUGAGCAGCGGUGCCCUGAGGCCUACCUGGAAGCCGUUUGCCUCCGACAUGCUCGCAGAACAGGGGCUCCACUUCUCCCUGCGUCUCAUGACAGAGGACUGGCAGGCGCAGAGGCCGUCUGGUGUGUACUUCCUGAGUGACGUGAUGCACAUCGAGGCGGCCGUCCUGCAGGGUCACCACGUGCCGCUGAGGGUCUACGUGGACAGCUGUGUGGCCACCGCCGGCCCCGAUCCCGGCUCCCAACCCGCGUUCACCUUCAUCAACAACCACGGGUGUUUAACUGACGCUAAGCUGACAGGAGCCAAGUCUUACUUCAUGCAGAGAAGCCGGGAGGAUAAACUUCACUUUCUGCUCAAAGCCUUCAGGUUCCGCCAAGAUCACAGGAAUUCGCUCUACAUCAGGUGUCAUCUGAAAGCGACGACGAUCUCUGUUCCCAUCGACUCGCAACACAAAGCGUGUUCCUUCCUCACGGAGGCCAACAGAUGGGUGGCAUCAGAUGGAGACAACAAGGUGUGCGGCUGUUGUGAAAGCAGCUGCGGCGAGCAGCGACAGAGAAGGAGCCUCGCAGCAGAUGCCGACUUGGACGGUCCUCCUCCAGAUCAGUGGGAGGGGUGGGCCGCUCUGGGGCCCAUCCUGCUGGAGGAGAUCAUCCUGCAGGAGGAGCUGACUGCGGCGUCUGAGCUUCCCCCGGAGCCGCUCCCUCUGCCCGAGAAGCGUGAGGUCGCUUGGGCAGCCUCUUCUCCAUCCAUAGCCCUGAUGUUUGGAGUGGGUGCAGCACUGGCUGUGGUGUUGCUAGUGUUCAUGGGAGCUGUUACUGGCAGCAGACUACGCAAGCCCACUGGACAGGCUAGGACCAUCAUCAUCAUCAUCGUCUUCGUCAUCAUCAUCAUCAUCAUACUGGAUAUGGUCGUCCUCCCACAAAUGUCUAACGGUUAUGGCGGCAUGGACCCGGGUUGACGAGCAACAUGGCAGAGUCCUGAAUCA